GAUCUCUCCCACCUUUCAAGUUUCAUGGCCACCAAAGUUCUCCCGCCAAAACAACUCCAAAACCUCCGUUUCUUCAUCACAAGGUCUCUUAACACCUCCUCCUCCUCCAAAGCCGCCGCCGCCGCCGCCUCUCCUCUAAAUUUGGCUGAAAAACCCGAACCCCCUAUCCAAGAACCUCCCACUAUCAUUCAAGAACAUGCAAAACCAUCCAUUCUAGACUUUAAUGACCAUCAAAAACUUUUCUCAAAUUUGCCAACCACCAAACUAUUGCACGCAUCUUCAAUUCUUCACUUGGUUUCUAUAGGUCCUCUGGUUGACUUUGGGAUGUGGGUUAUGAAUUCCAGGAUUAUGGAGACAGAUAAUAUUGUACGUGAUGUUGUGUUAAAGACGGUAAGGCAUACGUUCUUUAAACACUUUUGUGCUGGAGAAGAUGCUGUUGAGGCCAGAAGGUGUAUUGAGAGAGUUAAUGAAACCGGUUUGAGAGUAAUGUUGGAUUUUGCUGUUGAAUAUACAAGUAAUAAUGAUGCUUGUGAUCAGAAUCUGAAAGGGUUUCUUGAUUCUGUUCAAUUAGCCAUGUCUCUUCCUCCAUCUUCUGUGAGCAGUGUGGUGGCAAAGGUCACAGCAAUCUGCCCCUUAAGCUUGUUAGAGAGAGUUAGUGAUUUGUUAAGGUGGCAACAAAGAGACCCUUCCUUCAACCUUCCAUGGAAACAGAACAGUUUUCCAAUUUUUUCUGAUUCUAGCCCUUUGUAUCAUACACUUAAAAAACCAGAACCAUUAACUCCACAAGAAGAGAAUGAUCUCCAAUUAGGCCAGGAGAGAUUGUGGAAACUAUGUGAAAAAUGUGUCCAGGUCAAUAUCCCGUUGACGGUGGAUGCAGAGCAUAUAUCAGUUCAACCUGCCAUUGAUUACUUGACGUAUUUGACAGCAAUCAAGUACAACAAAAAUGGUAAUUGCAUUGUGUAUGGUACAAUUCAAGCCUACUUGAAAGACGCAAAAGAGAGGUUGUUACUUGCAACAAAAGCCGCUGACAAGAUGGGAGUUCCUAUGGGGAUUAAGUUAGUGAGGGGUGCUUAUAUGUCAAGUGAAAGAAAAAUAGCCUCUUCGUUAGGCUAUGAAUCUCCAAUUCACAAUAGUAUUCAAGAGACACAUGCUUGCUACAAUGAUUGUGCUUCUUUCAUGCUUGAAAAGAUCGCUAAUAGCUCAAAUGCAGUCAUUCUUGCAACACAUAAUGUUGAAUCAGGAAGAUUGGCAGCGACGAAGGCAAUAGACUUGGGGAUUGAGAAGAGGAACCAAAAGCUUGAGUUUGCACAGCUAUAUGGAAUGUCAGAUGCGCUUUCAUUUGGUUUAAGCAAUGCAGGUUUUCUGGUUAGCAAAUACACGCCAUACGGGUCUAUUGAGAUGGUUAUCCCUUACCUUCUAAGGAGGGCUGAAGAGAAUAGGGGACUGUUAUCUGCUUCAAGCAUUGAUAGGGAACUCACGAGGAAGGAGUUGAAGAGAAGGCUUAAAGCUGCUAUAUUUUGAAGUGAAGUUCAAAGCUUUCAAUGACAAGCUGAUAACAAUCUCUACAAAUAAAGAAAGUUAAAAAUAAAAUUUAGAUGUAAUGUAAAUAUGUAAUCAAAAGCAAAUUACUCGUUAAUACAAAGUAAUUCAUGCUGUAUUACAAAAAGAAAACUGUUCGUAGAAUUAUUGAAUGGUAAUGUCCUGCGACAGAUUUAAUUA
This is a messenger RNA of Populus nigra (black poplar), 1719 nucleotides long. RefSeq names its product proline dehydrogenase 2, mitochondrial-like. Bases 25 to 1521 code for a protein of 498 amino acids. Gene Ontology annotation, molecular function: proline dehydrogenase activity; FAD binding. Gene Ontology annotation, cellular component: mitochondrion. NCBI's taxonomy places the organism in Eukaryota, Viridiplantae, Streptophyta, Magnoliopsida, Malpighiales, Salicaceae. The record is from RefSeq and is a predicted model, not a curated record. The transcript has 4 exons.